Messenger RNA from Brassica napus (rape), 1269 nucleotides. RefSeq lists its product as uncharacterized. Lineage: Eukaryota; Viridiplantae; Streptophyta; Magnoliopsida; Brassicales; Brassicaceae. The transcript has a single exon. The record is from RefSeq and is a predicted model, not a curated record. The annotation marks the transcript as partial.
AUCCCCUCUCUCUCUUUCUCAAUAACAACUCUCGUGAAUGGCGGCGCAAAAACUGGGUCGUUGUUACGUCAGCAUUUCUUCUCUCUCUUCUUUCUCUUUGUCGGCUGUUUCUUGUUCCCCAAAGGAAGUGACUGUAAACAUAAGAAGAGGAAGAAGAAGAACCUUAGAACGGUUUCUUCCGGUUCAGGUUCCGGUUUAUCCUCUCCUUGGUCGUCUUUAAAACGGUUCUACUUAUCCACGACGAGGAUAUCUAAACCCCGCAGCCAAACGCAUCCUAACGGUCAGUUAACGACUCUGACUUCCGCUAGAUCCUCUCACAACUCUCUCGUCACUCUCAUUCAACCCGACCCGGAAACCCGUAACGAGUCGGAUUCUCCUCUGAGCGACGAGAUCUUCUCUUGCGCGACGUGCGGAGAGGUUUUCCCCAAAACAAACCUCCUCGAGCAUCACAUCGCCGUCAAACACGCCGUGACGGAGCUAACCGACGGCGAAUCGAGCACGAACAUCGUGAAGAUCAUAUUCAAAUCGGGCUGGCCCGAUUUGAACAACAAAGCCCCAGAGAUCCAUCGGAUCUUGAAGAUCCACAACAGCCCCAAGAUCCUCGCGAGAUUCGAGGAGUAUCGAGAGUUCGUCAAGGCCAAAGCCGCUCGCAGCUGCAGCGGCGGAGGAGGAAGACGGCGGGACGACGAGCGGUGCGUCGCCGACGGGAACGAGCUGCUGAGAUUCUACUGCUCGACGUUCAUGUGUGACCUAGGACAAAACGGUAACUCCAGUCUCUGCGGCCAUCAGUACUGCAGCGUCUGCGGGAUCAUCGGAUCCGGAUUCUCGCCGAAGCUCGACGGGAUCGCGACGCUCGCGACGGGGUGGAGGGGACACGCGGCGGUUCCGGAGGAAGUGGAGGAAGAGUUCGGGUUUAUGAACGUGAAACGGGCCAUGCUGGUUUGCCGGGUCGUGGCGGGUCGGGUCGGGUGUGAUUUGAUUGCGGAUGAUGACGUGGACAAGAGGGAUGGAGGGUAUGAUUCUCUAGUUGGGGAAGGGAGUGGGAGUAAGAGUGGGGCCCUGUUGAGGAUCGACGAUGAGGAGCUUCUGGUGUUUAAUCCAAGGGCUGUGCUUCCUGUUUUGUGAUAGUGUAUACUGUGUAAGCGUGUGAUUAUGUCUGUGUUAUAUAGACUUAUAGUAUAAUGUUACAACUCGCGAGAUUUUGUGAGGUUUGGUUUAGAUGUAAUAGUGAAGUGUGAACGCUUAAGAUGAUUAAAAAAACUUGUGGUG